AUGACAGUCAGUCAUUGUCGAGCAGACUGAAAGAUUGCAAGCAUCGAACAAGAUUAUUUCUCUGAUUUUACAAAGACAAACGAGUGUACAGAGGAUUAGUUUGAAUUGCGGAAAACAGAAAAUCUACAUUCAGAUACUACUUUUACAUACAUAAUAUUAAAUACACUCUUCAAGUGCAGCAGAUCAAAUUAAUCUGCAAAAUGCAAGCUGUUGGUCAGUGUUCAGUGUGUGCCAGCCGUGCUGCCGGAGGAUUUCUGCGAAAUCAGACAGACAUUUCACUGCUGCGGACCAACAAGAGUGUGCUCAGGAGAGGAGCAGCCUGUAUCCGUUUCCUAAGCAGAUCUGAGAGUGUCCUAUUCAGCAGCAGGAAGCCUAGAGUCCAGAAGUUGGGUGAACAGACAGAUACUGCACACAUGAGCAUAGCACCUUUAAGUGUUGGCCGUGGGUGCUAUGCUAGCUCCUUUACACAGCAAAUGGAAAACCUCUCUCAUGACUCCCUGAUCAGAAGAGCAGCCUCAUUGGUUACAGACAGUUCAAGUACUUUCCUCUCCCAGACCUCCUUGGCUCUCAUAAAUGCCCUUACAGACUACUCAAAGGCUGUGCACACACGCAUUGCUGUCCAAAGACGGUAUUUAGCCUCAGUGGGAAAACUGACCCCAGCAGAAGAGGAUUCGUUCCUGGAGGUGAUCAAUGGCCAGCGUGCAGAGGUUAGUGUCAGAUUACAUGAAUGCAAACGCUUUGAGUCAACCUGGAUCAACGCUGUCAACUUGUGUAAAAUGGCAGCUGAGGCAGCACACUCUUCAGGAGCCGAGCAGGGUUCCAUCACAGUAAGGACAAACAUUCAGGUGGCCCAGUCGCAGGUGGGGGAAGCUCGGAAACUGUCAGCGGAUGCAGAUAAGAAGUUGGCCGAGACUAAAGUAGAAGAGAUCCAAAGGAUGGCAGAAUAUGCUUCCUUUCUGGAGGAUGGCGCAGAGCGUGAGGUGCAUGAGGCUUAUCUACGAGAGGACUAAGACAAAUAGACAGAGAUAUUGGAAAACAGCAAAACAAUAAAUGUAUGCUUUCACCUUCGAAAGCUUUGAGCUUUCUAUGUUUGAUUUCCCUAUUAUGUCUCCCUUCUUUUUUAAACCUUUAAGAUGUUUACAUGUUUUAAUUUACACAAAGAAAAUCAAAAUCUGAAAAGGGAAUGAAAUAAAUUGUCAACAAUUUGCAAUUCUUUAAUGUUGCAUAAAUCAUUAUUUAUGACUAUUUAUUUGAUUAGUGAAUGGCUGCCACUUUUUGAGCGAUGAUGUGUGUAUUGAUUAUCGAAUCUCCAGCAUAUAUAUUCUAUGGCAGUCGGCGGAUCUUGUAUUGUCACAAAGACAUUAUUUAUAAAGCUAUUAAAAUCAAAAGAUUCUAUGAGUA
Molecule: messenger RNA, 1401 nt
Organism: Sebastes umbrosus (honeycomb rockfish)
Lineage: Eukaryota; Metazoa; Chordata; Actinopteri; Perciformes; Sebastidae
Product: diablo homolog, mitochondrial-like
Exons: 6
Coding region: 201-1010 (269 amino acids)
Biological process (GO): neuron apoptotic process; intrinsic apoptotic signaling pathway in response to oxidative stress
Cellular component (GO): mitochondrion
Source: RefSeq, a predicted model, not a curated record